AUGAAUUCUGGUUCUAAUAUUUUGCUUGCUUUUUGGGUUGUUCUUGUUUUCUGUGGCACAGAAGCUAGCACAGGAGAUGUUGGAGUCCUACUUUCCCCAGGCACUCCUGGAAACCAAGCAUUUCCGGCUGUUUUAGCAUUUGGAGAUUCAAUACUAGAUACGGGUAACAACGACAAUGUUUUAACGAUAACAAAAUGCAACUUCCCUCCCUAUGGAAGAGACUUCCCUGGAGGAAAAGCGACUGGAAGAUUUGGAAAUGGAAAAGUUUUGUCUGACCUAAUAGGGGAAGGUUUGGGGAUUAAAUCUGCAUUGCCAGCAUUUCUUGACCCAAAUCUUCAAAGUGAAGAACUUGCCACAGGCGUAUGCUUUGCUUCAGGUGGUUCAGGAUUGGACCCACUAACAGCGAAACUGCAGAAUGUUAUAUCCAUCACCGAUCAGUUCAAUUUCUUCAAACAAUACAUUCAAAAGCUAGAAGGAACCGUAGGACCGGAGAAAGCCAAAGCCACCAUAUCGGAUAGCUUGUUUCUCGUGUCAUCUGGAAACAAUGACAUUGCGAUCACCUACUUUGUCCUUUUGAGGAACUUGCUACUAGACAUCGAUUCAUACACAACACAAUUGGUUAGCUGGGCUUCAACUUUUAUUAAGGAUAUGCAUGGAUUGGGAGCAAGGAAGUUUGCAUAUCUAAGCACGCUACCUUUGGGAUGCCUACCAGCAGGGAGAACUGUUGUUGGAGGUUUGCUAAGAGAUUGUGCAGCUUCUGCCAACGAAGCAGCAAAGAUGUUCAAUUCUAAGCUUGAAACAGAACUAAACAAUCUCAACAGUAACCUUCCUGGAGCUAAGAUCGUCUUCAUUGACGUCUUCAACCCUCUGCUUAAUGUCAUUCAGAAUCCUAACAAAUUUGGAUUUGCUGAUGCCUCCACUGGUUGCUGUGGCACGGGGAUGCUCGAGGGAUACUGGAACCUUCAAAGUGGAUCCAUCGUCAUGUCGUCAAUGGGUCGGAAAAUCACGCUGAGGAGCUCGGACGGCGAGGACUUCGAGGUGGACGAGGCCGUGGCUCUCGAGUCACAAACGAUUAAGCACAUGGUCGAAGAUGAUUGCGCCGAUAACGGCAUCCCUUUACCCAACGUCACCAGCAAGAUCCUCUCUAAAGUAAUCGAGUACUGCAAGAAACACGUUGAAGCACCCAAAUCCGACGAUCGUUCAGCCUCCGUCGAAGAUGAGCUUAAGUCUUGGGACGCUGAUUUCGUCAACGUCGAUCAAGCCACCCUCUUUGAUCUCAUCCUGGCUGCUAAUUAUUUGAACAUCAAGAGCUUGUUGGACCUGACGUGUCAAACGGUGGCGGAUAUGAUAAAGGGCAAAACACCGGAGGAGAUCCGUAAGACAUUUAAUAUUAAGAAUGAUUUUACUCCGGAAGAAGAGGAAGAGGUUCGCCGGGAGAAUCAGUGGGCCUUUGAGUGAAGAAUCUCAAUUGAAUUUGAACAUAUCUUUUCUUUUCUUUUUUUUUGUAAUUUCAGAGUGUUUGAGAACAUUGGGUCGUUAUUUCUGCGUAGUUUGAUUACUGUUACUGUCAUCUUAAGCUCAAUUCUUUUACUUUCUUCGACUGUUAAUGUCUUGUUGGACCGAUGCAAUGUUAAUUCAUGUUGUUCUUUUACUAA
Molecule: messenger RNA, 1655 nt
Organism: Theobroma umbraticum
Lineage: Eukaryota; Viridiplantae; Streptophyta; Magnoliopsida; Malvales; Malvaceae
Product: GDSL esterase/lipase At5g63170-like
Biological process (GO): lipid metabolic process
Cellular component (GO): extracellular region
Molecular function (GO): lipase activity
Source: RefSeq, a predicted model, not a curated record